AUGGUUCACCAAGACCUAGCCUUAAACCCCCCACAAACACUUCACGAGAUCUUCCCCCCCGUACAGAAGUCCCACAUACUGAACUGCGCCUUCGCCUCGUGGUACACGCGCUACAAGUCGAUAACCCCGAAAGCACGUGUGAUCCCGCUAACGCCAGAGUUCCUUGCUUAUCUGCGUGAGGAUGGGAUCAUCCUCCCGGACGACGAGGACGUUCCCCCGCCCGCUACGGCCACCUCCGGCUCGGAUGACGAGGAAAUGAGUGCGCCCAGCCACUUCCCUCCUGGCGCAGCCGAGGAUGAGGAGGACGACGAGGAUGACGGGGCGAGUAACCCCACGCAGAGAUUCCCUCAACUCCACUCCCAAAUCAAACAGACGAUAGCGACCCUCGGCGGCGCCGUGACCCCGAAACUCAACUGGUCCUCCCCCAAGGAUGCUCUCUUCAUGAGCGCAACGCACACUCUCGAGUGCUGGACACCGGGCGACAUUUACCUGCUGCUGAAAUCCUCCGACUUCAUAACUCACGACCUCGAGCACCCGUUCGACGACACUGAUCCGUCCGACACAACCCCCGCCUCCUCGAUCCCGUACCAUCUCGUCCUGCGGAAAUACUUCAACAUGAACCCCGCCCUCGAAUUCCGCACCUUCGUCGCCGGUAGCCGGAUCGUGGGCAUUUCUCAGCGUGACUUCAAUCACUACUCCUUCCUGGGCGAAUUGGAGACCGAGAUUCGGGGGCUGGUUGUGGACUUUUUUGAGGAGUUUUUGGCCGGGUUUCCGGAUGAGGAUUUCGUGUUUGAUUGUUAUGUGGAGCCCACGGCGCGGGAGGGUGGAGGGGGAAGGGGGAGGAGGAGGGUUUGGUUGGUGGAUAUCAACCCCUUUGCUCCGAGGACUGAUUCUGCCUUGUUUUCAUGGGGGGAGAUAUUACGGCUUCGCACGCAGGAGGUGGACGAGGCUGACGAGGACGUGGUGGAUGUUAGGCUCGUGGAGAGCGGGGACCCGGAACCGUGGGGGUUCGGCACCGCGACCCACUCUGCCAGCAAGUUGCCCAGGGAGGUGGUUGAGGCCGGAGCGCAGGGGGAGGAGGCUGUGUGGGAGUUUGCCAUGAGGUGGAGGGGAAUAAUGCAGGAGAUAGAGAGGGGGGAGGGGGGUGAAGCCUAG
This is a messenger RNA of Tuber aestivum (summer truffle), 1155 nucleotides long. NCBI's taxonomy places the organism in Eukaryota, Fungi, Ascomycota, Pezizomycetes, Pezizales, Tuberaceae. The record is from the annotation of a GenBank genome assembly.